Messenger RNA from Nicrophorus vespilloides, 1495 nucleotides. RefSeq names its product mitochondrial enolase superfamily member 1-like. NCBI's taxonomy places the organism in Eukaryota, Metazoa, Arthropoda, Insecta, Coleoptera, Silphidae. The record is from RefSeq and is a predicted model, not a curated record. Gene Ontology annotation, biological process: amino acid catabolic process; carbohydrate catabolic process. Bases 129 to 1484 code for a protein of 451 amino acids. The transcript is spliced from 6 exons. Gene Ontology annotation, molecular function: L-fuconate dehydratase activity; magnesium ion binding.
UUGGAUAAAUAUUGAUUUAUUUUCCAUAUGCAGCAUCAACAGGAUCAACGUUAUUUUUGUUAUGCGACAGACUAUCUAAAUAGCAAAUGUAAAUAAACAGGUAGAUGUUGUGAGAGUUGAUUCUGAAGAUGAAUAUGACUACGGAAAACUUGAAGAUCGUCUCGUUGGACGUGAAAGAUGUUCGUUUCCCAACAUCUUUGGGGGCCCAUGGAUCUGAUGCAAUGCACGUCGAUCCAGAUUAUUCUUGCGCUUACGUUACCAUCACAACGGCCAUGGGAAAAAAGGGUAAUGGAUUAACAUUUACUUUGGGAAGAGGAACGGAAAUCGUGGUAGCUGCUAUCAAAUCUUUGACUCCACUCAUUGUUGGACAAACUACUGUGGAUAUUUAUAAGAAUUUUGGUUCAUUUUGGAGAUCGUUAACUAGCGAUAGCCAAAUUAGAUGGAUUGGUCCUGAGAAAGGAGUCACGCAUUUAGCUGUAGCGGCUAUUGUAAACGCGCUUUGGGAUCUAUGGGCAAAGUUACUAAAUAAACCACUUUGGCAGCUUCUGGUAGAUUUAGAGCCGGAACAGUUAGUUGCUGCCAUCGAUUUUAGAUAUAUAACAGAUGUGAUAACCAGGGAAGAGGCUAUAACCAUAUUGAGAGAUGCGAAGGUGGGCAAAGAUGAGCGGUUGGAUGUAUUAAAAGAAGAUGGUUAUCCGGCAUACACAACGCAAGUCGGUUGGUUGGGUUAUUCGAACGAAUUGCUGGAGGAGUUGUGUCAUAAAUAUUUAGCUGCCGGAUUUACAGCGUUCAAGUUGAAGGUCGGAAGAGAUUUGAACGAUGAUAUCAGGCGGUUAAAGUUGGUGCGAAGUAUCAUAGGUGAUGAUAAAGAGUUGAUGGUGGAUGCAAAUCAGGUGUGGGAUGUGCAGGAAGCCAUCGAUUGGAUGAAGAAGUUGGCAGGAUUUAAGAUAACGUGGAUCGAAGAACCGACGUCGCCGGACGAUAUUCUAGGUCAUCAAGCUAUAGCCAAAGCUAUGAAACCUCUAGGAAUCGGUGUAGCAACCGGAGAGAUGUGCUGCAACCGUGUAAUGUUCAAACAAUUCCUUCAAGCGGAUGCCAUGCAGUUUUGCCAGAUCGAUUCUGCAAGACUCGGAGGAGUCAACGAAAUACUGAGCGUAUACUUGAUGGCGCACAAAUUAGGAGUCAAGGUGUGUCCGCAUGCGGGUGGCGUCGGUCUUUGCGAGAUGGUGCAACAUCUUCAGAUGUGGGAUUACAUAUCACUUUCCGGUACUAUGAAUGGUAGGACCAUAGAAUACGUCGAUCAACAACACGAGCAUUUCGUGGAUCCGCUCAUUAUAAAAAAUGCUAAAUACCAGUUACCAACGUAUGCUGGUUAUGGAACGACGUUUACUGGAGAAACAUUAGCAAAAUACGAAUAUCCCAAUGGUACAGUAUGGAUCGAGAUGUUCGGAAAGGGUUUAUACCAAAGUCCAAAGCAAUUAUAAAACAUAAAUAU